This is a messenger RNA of Prosopis cineraria, 1479 nucleotides long. RefSeq names its product probable LRR receptor-like protein kinase At1g51890. The record is from RefSeq and is a predicted model, not a curated record. Bases 1 to 1479 code for a protein of 492 amino acids. The transcript has 7 exons. Lineage: Eukaryota; Viridiplantae; Streptophyta; Magnoliopsida; Fabales; Fabaceae.
AUGAUUUUGAAAUGCAUUUGUGACUUUAAUUAUAUUCUGUCGCAAAUUUCCGCUCCAAAGUUCCUGUUUUCUUGUGGUGCAAGUUUCAUAAGCAUAGAUUGUGGAGCAAGCAAAGAUUACGUAGAUGAAGUAACUGGGUUGUGGUACCAGACAGAUGAAGAGUUCAUUGAAAGUGGAAUCAACUAUAAACUACCUCCGCAAGUUAACUUCUACAAUAAUCCAACCGUAGUACGACAACUAAUGACACUGAGAAGUUUUCUAGAUGGAGAAAGAAACUGUUACACUCUGAAACCAAAACAAGAGGAUCCAAAGAAGAAGCAGAAAUAUUUGAUGAGAGCCAUAUUUGCAUAUAGGAAUUAUGACUAUAUAAACCAACUUCCAGUGUUUGAUCUUUACCUGGGGGUCAAUUAUUGGGACACAGUUCAAUUGCCUAAUUCGUCUUAUUUCAAAUACUAUGAAAUAAUUAUGCAGCAAGAUGCUGCCACCGUAAACAAGGUAAGGUAUGAUAUGGGCUCUGGUCUUCCACUCUCUUCUACCAGGUUCAAGGAUGACAUGUACGACCGAUUGUGGGUGUUUGAUGAUGGUGGCCAUUAUGGUCACUUAAAAACAAGUGUAUCAAAGUUAGAAGAUUCUGUUUAUGAAUUGCCAUUGGAGAUAUUAGACACUGCAUCAAGGCCCCUAUAUAAUAAUUCCAAUGAUUUAACUGCUAAUUGGAGUUAUGAUGCAUUGAAACAAUAUUAUUUGUUUCUUCAUUUUACUAAAAUUCAAAAGCUUCCUUCUGGCCACAAGAGGAUUAUCAAUUUCACUUUUGAUGAUGAUGAAAAUUCCCAAUCUCAACAAAUCACUCUUGAAUACUCGAAGCCUCUCACCUUGCGUUCCAACAAUAUACCUAAAGGUUAUGUUAGCUUUACAGUUUCAGCAGCAGCUAAUUUAGAUUCUCCUCCUAUCCUCAAUGCCUAUGAAAUUUACCAACUUGUCCCUCAACCUAAUUCCCCUACAUAUACACAAGAUGUCAAUGCCAUCAUGGAAAUCAAACGUACUUAUGGGGUCUCUAAAACCAGUUGGCAAGGGAGUCCAUGUGUUCCAUCUAACUUUGCAUGGGAUGGUCUGAUUUGCAGCAAUGACAACAAUAUAAGGAUCAUUUCAUUUAAUGUGGAAGGAAACAAGCUCACUGGCUCAAUUCCUAAGGCUGUAAGAGAAAAGGCCAAUUUGCAGCUAAGAAUGAGAAAACUCUGUAAAAUUAGUUCAAAAGAUUGCAGGCUUUCUCUAGUAGUGUCUUUAGGCAAUAGCAUAAAUGGUUUGCAGGUUGCCACCGCCCAUGCAAAUGGCUCCUUGGAGAUUUUGCUUGCCUCCUCCAACUCUGUUGACUGGCGUUCUUCACACAAGGUGACUUUUCAUGGGGAUCCUAGUGCAAGAGUAUCCUCACAUUGGUGCCCAGGGUUCAAGGGUUAUGGCAUUUGGUCGAUUAUUCUCAUCUAA